AUGCAUUCCCCUCCAAGCAUCUCGAGGUGUUACAUCUCUCUCCUUACCACUCGCAACUCCAGCUCCUUGCCUCUUUCAGGCACAUUGCAUCCGAGCUGUGACCGUCGAUCUUUCUCGCCAUCUAUCAACUUCAACUUCUUACGCCAUAGAAAUGGCCAUGAGUCAAUGUGCUCUAUCAUGAGAGCAGUGCCCCGCGUUCUAAUCCUGGACGCCAUCGACGCCCUCUACUCCGCUGUCUCAGAGGAACACAAAUCAGCCAUCGUGUUAACUACGGAGCCCAAGAUUGCAGUGCAGUGUUGCGGCACAGUUACGAUGCUUGCCACAGUGCUAAACUGUAUGACAACAAGUGCCCCGCGCCUGAUCCUGGACGCCAUCGACGUGCCAGCUGGCCGAUGGAUGUUGGAUCAAGGCGCGCCUGCCUGA
Molecule: messenger RNA, 423 nt
Organism: Pseudogymnoascus destructans
Lineage: Eukaryota; Fungi; Ascomycota; Leotiomycetes; Thelebolales; Thelebolaceae
Exons: 1
Coding region: 1-423 (140 amino acids)
Source: RefSeq, a predicted model, not a curated record